CCCCGGCCGGACGCGCUCCGCUGCGCCUCGCCGCCCCCCUUCCCUCUCCGCUCAGCAGCGGGACAGUCUCCUGUCUUUCACUGGAGCUCCGAGCGCCGGACUGCACUCCCCCCCCCUCCCCGAGCACACAGCCAUGGCAGACAACGCCGGCUUGGAGAACCACCGCAUCAAAAGCUUCAAAAAUAAAGGGCGCGAUGUCGAGACGAUGCGGAGACACAGGAACGAGGUGACAGUGGAGCUGCGGAAGAACAAAAGAGACGAACACUUGCUGAAGAAACGCAACGUCCCACAGGAGGAGAGCCUCGAAGACUCUGACAUAGAUACAGACUUCAAAGGACAAAAUGUGACACUAGAUGUGAUCCUACAGAACGCCACCAGUGACAACCCCGUCGUGCAGCUCAGCGCAGUGCAGGCAGCCAGUAACUUCUGGCCAGAUUGUGGAGCUAACAGUCCCGCCUUUUCCCGCAGCCCGUCCUUGCAGUUCGAGGCGGCCUGGGCUCUGACAAACAUUGCAUCCGGCACCUCCGCACAGACUCAGGCUGUGGUCAAAUCCAACGCGGUCCCGCUCUUCCUGCGGCUGUUACACUCCCCCCACCAGAACGUGUGCGAGCAGGCUGUCUGGGCGCUGGGCAACAUCAUCGGCGACGGGCCACAGUGCCGAGAUUACGUCAUCUCGCUGGGUGUGGUCAAACCGCUGCUGUCCUUCAUCAACCCCUCCAUUCCCAUUACCUUCCUGCGGAACGUCACCUGGGUCAUCGUGAACCUGUGUAGGAACAAGGACCCUCCUCCUCCGAUAGAAACGGUGCAAGAGAUCCUGCCCGCCCUGUGCGUUCUGAUCUAUCACACCGAUAUUAAUAUUCUGGUCGACACGGUGUGGGCUUUGUCCUACCUGACUGAUGGAGGAAAUGAACAGAUCCAAAUGGUCAUCGACUCGGGUGUGGUCCCCUUCCUGGUCCCUCUGCUCAGUCACCAAGAGGUCAAAGUUCAGACUGCAGCCUUGAGGGCUGUGGGCAACAUAGUGACUGGGACAGAUGAGCAGACGCAGGUCGUGCUGAACUGCGACGUUCUGUCCCACUUCCCCAACCUGCUCACACACCACAAAGAGAAGAUCAACAAGGAGGCAGUGUGGUUCUUGUCUAACAUUACAGCUGGGAACCAGCAGCAGGUCCAGGCUGUCAUCGACGCUGGUCUGAUUCCCAUGAUCAUCCAGCAGCUGGCCAAGGGUGACUUUGGCACACAGAAAGAAGCUGCCUGGGCAAUAAGCAACUUGACGAUAAGUGGAAGGAAAGAUCAGGUGGAGUUCCUAGUCCAGCAGAACGUGGUCCCGCCCUUCUGCAGCCUGCUGUCUGUGAAGGACUCUCAGGUGGUUCAGGUUGUCCUGGAUGGGCUGAAGAACAUUCUGAUCAUGGCAGGCGAGGAGGCCAGCACUAUCGCGGAGAUUAUUGAAGAAUGUGGCGGUUUGGAGAAAAUUGAGAAUCUGCAACAACACGAGAAUGAGGAGAUCUACAAACUGGCAUUUGAAAUCAUCGACCAGUACUUUUCAGGAGAUGAUAUCGAUGAAGACCCAAGUCUGAUUCCUGAAGCCACUCAAGGCGGGACGUUCAACUUUGACCCAGCCUCCAACCUGCAGACUAAGGAGUUCAAAUUUUAAAGCGAAGUCCUGCCCCAUACACAUCCUCAGCACCUUGUCACCUUCAAGAGACCUAAGUAGAUCUACUAACCAGAAGCGCACUCCGCGACCACGCACUGAAGGAUCGGAGACAAUUCGAGACGAUCCUCUCCAACGUCCCCUCACCCCGCCCCACCCCUGCCACCCCUGAUGACUCUUGGUUACAGAGGCGUUGUGACGGAAAAGGCCUCCUCUCUGUUCACUCUGCAGUUGCCAAACGUCCCUCUCGCUGAAACUCGCGGACAGGAGCUGCUUGUGCAUGAUCCUAAAAACGUAUCAUAUUGACAAGAAAGAAGGAAAAAUCCCAGCUUCAGUGUGAGAGGAUUUUUCUUUCUUGCCCCCCCCCCCCCCCCCUGCCAUCCUGUCAUCCUUUUUUACUUCCCUGGAAUCCCAGGCUCACUAAAGCGAUUGCAGAGCCCACCAGCUUCUGGACUGAGGCUCUUCGUCUGGGCCGGGCCAGGAGGGACAGACAGCGGCUGUUUGGUGCCAGCCUGGCUUCUGAGGAGGAGGGGACAGGCCGGGGAGCAGCGAUGGACUGAGCAAACUCUUGUUUAUCUUUCUGUUUUGGGAGUUAUCAUUGGAAUGUUUUUAUGUGUUAAAAUGGCAUCAUUUACAAAAAUGACUGUGAACACAACUGAAGGCACGCACAUGGUGAGAUGGGGGGAAAAGAUAUUAAUUUUACUACAAUUCUGAGAAGAAUGAGAGGUUUAAAAAAUAUUUCGCAGCACUAAUCUCUAAGUGUGGAACCCAGAAAAUGAGAAGAAAAAAGUGAAUGUGGAGAUUUAAGCUCUGCUUGAGCUCAGACUGAAGGAUUUGCAACUUCUCCCGCAAGAUUAAACUCCACAGCAGUGACAUCGUUGCCUGAAUCCCUUCUGACUGACUAGGCUGUAGGCGUGUAUACUAUGUGAUGUGGGGAUUCCCAAUCUUCCAUAAGUUUGAGCUGGUGUGGUUCGAAUCCCCUCACCCCCUCAAUGUUAAUCCUAAUUUCUCCCUUCCUCCUCCCACUUGAGGAAUAGACACAAACACUGCAAACACUGGUCUUGCUUUGGGCUUUUUUUUUCUAAACUUUUUUUUUUAAUUUACAUUUUUUAGUUUAAGAAGGACAAGUAGUAGACUUGUUUAAACUGUGGAGCUUCUGUGUGUUUGGUUUCUCAGUCUUAUACUUACUUUCUGAAUAGUGACCCGCGCUUACUGUCUGUGGAAAGUGCCAGUUGUUCAAACACGUGACGAUGGGAUCGGUCACACUGCGUCUCUGCAAUACUUUUUGUUCCCGUAUAUAUAUAUAUACGUUUUUUUGUUCUUAGAUUUACUGCAUCAGACCCUAAUUGUACAAACGGGAACAUCUCUUUGGAAAUGUUUCCCCCGUUCGGGUCGUGUAGAGCUGCUCCGGAUCCGCCUCAUAUUAAUGUUCUGACUUAUGUCUAUCUCCAACCUGCGUGACACGCUGACGGACGGUACCGCUUUCAGAAAUGGGUUUUCUCGCUGUUGUGACUGGACGCUUAACCAUCUUUUUUUUUUAUUUUUACAAAAAAGAAAAAAAAUCCCUGUGCGUUUUACCUGUUAAGGGAUGGAAAGCAGAACCAUUUUUUUCUUUUGGACUAAUGUAGUUAUGUUUUUGGCUGCUAACUGGUGAAGAAACCUGUGUGUUCAGGAAGAGCAGUCGGAGCCAUGAAAAAAAAUUGAACAAAACUAGCAGGUGUACAGAUGCACUAUUUACACGCCUCGAAAGAGCCACUUUAAAGAUCAGAGUUUUUGCCUUGUAUCUCCGACAGAUACAAGCUCGUUUGUUGCAAGAUUUUUACUUGCUGAGGAAAAAAAAACCCGUUUUAAAUAAUAGAAACGACAGAUAGCAUUUUGGCCUCUGAUUGUUUAUAUCUUUUUAUAAAUUUUAGAUUGAAUUUCUCUUUAAGGUGGCUCAUUGUUUCAACUCUUGUGCAUAUUAAAGGUGAGUUGAAAAUCAUUGUGCCUUUUGGUUUUUCAUUUCUAAGCAGCACAACCUUUUUCAAAACAAAAAAAAAAAACUUACCGAUGUUUGGAUUUUUGUUUUUUGUUUUUUUUUGUGCGGGCUUUUCCUUCUUGCUGGAAUAUAACCGUGAAACUUCUCAGGCAGGGGCUGGGACUCUCACCGCGUGUCAGAAGGUGUCUUGGCCGUAGAACCCCAGCGGACACGCCGCCCUCCUCGGCCGUGCCGCUCACCGCGUCUGCCUGCAUAGCUCUGCCCGCAGCCAUACGUCACCAUCGGGGAUCUCAGGGAUCUCCUUGGCGACAUUGCUGUUCUCAUCGCUCCCUCAGGACAUGGCCUGUGUAUUACUGAUCCUAACCAAAAUAAACUUGCUGUUAGCCAUUGCUUC
This is a messenger RNA of Paramormyrops kingsleyae, 4020 nucleotides long. Lineage: Eukaryota; Metazoa; Chordata; Actinopteri; Osteoglossiformes; Mormyridae. The record is from RefSeq and is a predicted model, not a curated record.